This is a messenger RNA of Ceratitis capitata (Mediterranean fruit fly), 1395 nucleotides long. RefSeq names its product Gametocyte-specific factor 1. NCBI's taxonomy places the organism in Eukaryota, Metazoa, Arthropoda, Insecta, Diptera, Tephritidae. Bases 129 to 1136 code for a protein of 335 amino acids. The record is from RefSeq and is a predicted model, not a curated record. The transcript has 2 exons.
CAAACAGUGCGUACUGUGAUACCUGUUAUAUUUAUAGGCAAAAGUGACUUCGACAUUCAUUUUAGACAGAUGUAAAAGUGAGGAAACUAAACCUUUGGAAGUUGGUUCCCAGGAAUAAUUUUAACGAAAUGUAUUCUAUUGAGGAUGAUAGCGAUGUUGUUGUGUGCCCCUACAAUAGUGCACAUCGUUUGAUGCGCAAAAGGUUACAGUCUCAUCUUAUCAAAUGUCGUCAAAAUUAUCCACAACUUGAACUCCAGAUAUGUCCAUUUAAUGUAACACAUCAUAUACCUGAGCCGGAAUUUAAUAUCCAUGUCACGAACUGCCCAGAUCGUAAGCUCAUAACACAAUACAAAUACGACAUUGUAGAACCAAAAGAAGAGGAGCGAGUUCGUCAUGCACCAGUCGAAUGCGAGGAAAAUUGGGAUGACACUGAAGUGGAAGAUUAUAAUCCGCAGAAGUUCAUUGAUCAAAAGCCAGUUCUUCGAAAACCAUUUGGAAUUCCAGCUUCAGAACGGAAACAAUUUAUAAAGCGCGAACGCAUACGAUUAGGUGACCAUGAGGUAUAUAGUGAUAGUGAUGAGGAAGAAGAAGAAGAAGAUAAGAUAAAAUGUGAAAGCCCUGUGGAAACAGUUGUUAAAGAAGAUGUGGACGAGGAAUUAAAUUCAUCUAUUAAUCCAUUGCAACCAAUAUCGCCCUCACCCCCACCUUCUCCUAAAAGAAUUAGAUCACGUAGUCGUUCUCCCGUUUCGGCUUAUUAUAGGCGUAUUCAUGGACGAGAAUCUCAUUCGCCAUCUCCUCCACCGCCACCACGAUUUAAUCGUCAACUCAGUCGUGAACGAUCGCCACCAAAUAGUAAAAGAGCUCGUUCUCCUGAAGUUUAUGAAAUCGACGACGAUCCGUAUUACAAUGGUGGAAGAGGAUGGUCUAGUAGGAAUGUCACUAACGCUACCACUAGCAGCAGCAGCGGCAGGGAUGCUAAUCGAUCAAAAUACGAAGCUGAAUUAUAUAUGCGCGACACUUACGCCAAUCCUCCUCUCGUUUCAUAUCCAACUCGUAUGCCAUCGUAUGGUCGCGGCGCUCAUCGGGGGUAUUCUAAGGAUCGCCGAAAUGACUCACAUUAUAACGGACGAUAUUAGUUUUUACUUGUGACUAUUCGUAAUUUUUGUUGGCGUGCUCUUGUUUGCAUGUAUAUUUUUCAUAAAUGUAUGCUUUUAAAUUAUCGACUAUUAUUAUUUCUUAGUUAGUUUGUAAGUAAUAUCGAUGUCUUAGAUGCACCUAUUAAAAAUAAAUAUUUAAUAACUGCUUUAUCCUUUCUAUUGACAAGAGUAUUCCAUAAACUUAAUUUUUUUUAAAUAAAACUAUUUAUUCAUUAUUGUCAUAAAUUUGUAAGCCACA